AUGGCUUCAUUGGCGUUUAUCAACUGGCCCGGCUACGUCAACAACGGGGAGUACUGUUACCUGCCCGCCCGCCCCGAAUGGGCAAGACUCGCCCUGAGCUGGGUUCCCCGCUACAUGAUCUUGCUCACCAUUGUUGCGCUUUACGCCUACAUCUAUAUCUAUGUCACUCUUCGCAUGCGGCGUUUCGGUCGACUCAGUGCCAUGCGACGUGCGAGUGCAACACAUAUGUUAGACGAUGGGCAGUGGGCCCAUAUUCCAUCGGUGCCAGCCACCCCAACAUCACGCCGCGGGUCGGAAACCUCGGUGGAAGACUCGGAUCAGCAACGUACCUCUUCCACAAACACUACUAUGACCACCGAGAUUGAGCUUCUCCACAGCCGGCAGAAGAUUCAAUGGAACUGGCCGAGCUAUGGAAACGAGGACGAUGGCCGCAUCCCGGAAUCCGAUGAUAAUGUCUCCCCCCGUGUAUUCGAGGCCAGCACAAGUCCACUUUCCACCAACUUUGAACCUAUUUCGCCUCCUCCGCAAAGCUACAUACGCCGGGAUACGGUCGACUUGAAUCCGGCCCAGACAUAUUAUGAUCACGGAAGCUUCAGCACUCAGUGGCAACCACCCAGCAGCCCAACAAGCGCCCGAGCCAAGUCGCUCGCCAACAUCUGGUCAAUCCUCCGUCGAGGCACCUCUCUCGACUCUGACAUAGACCACAACAAUACUCCCUUUCUUUACCAUCCUACUAUUGACGGCACAGGAAUGGCAAAGACUCGCGACAAGAUUCGUCGCCAACUGCGACUACUUUUUGUUUACCCACUUGUAUACAUACUCAUUUGGGCGGUUCCUUUUGUUGCCCACGUCAUGCGCUGGGACAACCCAGAGCAAGCUGGCCCCUUCGUGGUUGUGCUUUUAUCACUUGUGAGCCUGUCAAUACAGGGUCUUGUUAACGCAUGUCUAUUUUGUGCCGUAGAAAAGCCGUGGAUAGACACGCAAGCCAAACAUCGGAGGACGCCGUCUAAAUUACGGCGGGAUAAAGACGAAGCCCGGCAACGGGCAGGAAGGAGAACAUCGGUAGCGUAG
This is a messenger RNA of Colletotrichum costaricense, 1071 nucleotides long. RefSeq lists its product as uncharacterized. The record is from RefSeq and is a predicted model, not a curated record. Gene Ontology annotation, cellular component: plasma membrane. The transcript has a single exon. Gene Ontology annotation, molecular function: G protein-coupled receptor activity. Gene Ontology annotation, biological process: adenylate cyclase-activating G protein-coupled receptor signaling pathway. NCBI's taxonomy places the organism in Eukaryota, Fungi, Ascomycota, Sordariomycetes, Glomerellales, Glomerellaceae. Bases 1 to 1071 code for a protein of 356 amino acids.